AAUAAUAAAUAUUUACGACAGGAAAUAUAACAAAAUAUCUUCAUGGAACAUGAUCUUCACUUAAUAUACUACCGAUUUUUGGCAUAAAAGAGAAAUGUAUAAUUGUGUCCCGUGCAGUGUUUUGUUGGCUACUGCUACAAAAAAUAAAUGAUAUGAAGAAAUAAAGAACGAAAAGUCUUCGAACAAUCCAUCGCUAUAGGAGGGAAACGUCUCGACGUCAGCGCGCUUGAUUAAUAUUCCAGAACGCGCCGUUCGAUUGGAAGGCCGUGGCGCCGCCCACUUAAUAUUCAUGAGCUCAGCCCAGGCCGUACUAGGAUUGGUAAUUUGGGUGCAUGCAGGCGUAAUGCGGAGAGGCGAUCCCGGCCGGAGCUUCUGUCUGCGCUUUCAUUAAAGGAGGCUCCUAAUGAACGUCUCAUACGUUACAGGACGGCGUUUAAUCCCCCGCUCGCGCGCGCGUCGGUCAUGGGCAUCUGGAAGCGCGUCGGUCCUGAUGAGGGAGCAUCCGACGCCCGCUGAUCUAUCUGGGUCAUCAGAAGGAAGGAGCUGCUGAAAAUGCGGUGAUCUGGGUGGAAACACGGCGCGCUUUGCCCCUUCGAAGCGAAGCGGAUAUCUUCUACAGGUUGUUUAACCGUCUCCCGGAGUCCAGAUGGAGAUGCUACUGCUUUAUUUGAUGGUUGCUGUCAUGGCGUUAAAGGCCCAGAAGAUCCAAGUAUGCCCCAAGCGCUGCAUUUGCCAGGUUUUGUCCCCCAAUCUGGCAACCCUGUGUGAUAAAAAGGGGCUGCUGUUUGUCCCCCCGAACAUCGACAGACGCACCGUGGAGCUCCGACUGGGCGACAACUUCAUCACGGGCAUCAAGCGGAAGGAUUUCGCCAACAUGACCAAACUGGUGGACCUGACGCUCUCCAGGAACACGAUAGGAUCGGUCACGCCUCACGCGUUCAACGACCUGGAGAACCUCCGCGCCCUUCACCUGGACAGCAACCGCCUGACCCACAUAACCAACGACACGUUCAGCGGCAUGUCCAAGCUGCACCACCUCAUUCUCAACAACAACCAGCUCACGCACAUCCACAUCGGAGCGUUCAACGACCUCCUGGCGCUCGAGGAGCUGGAUUUGUCCUACAACAACCUGGAGAGCGUGCCGUGGAUCGCCAUCCAGCUCAUGAGCAACCUGCACACCUUGAACCUCGACCACAACAUGAUCAACUACAUCCCCGAAGGAACCUUCUCCGGCCUCCAGAAGCUCAAGCGCCUGGAUGUCACGUCCAAUAAGCUCCACAAGCUCCCGCCGGAUCCUGUGUUCCAGCGCGCCGGGGUUUUAGCCACGUCCGGCGUCCUGGGUCCGUCGUCUUUCGCGCUGAGCUUCGGUGGAAACCCGCUGCACUGUAACUGCGAGCUGCUCUGGCUUCGGCGGCUGCGGCGCGAGGACGACCUGGAGACCUGCGCGGCUCCGCAGCACCUCGCCGGACGCUACUUCUGGACCGUAUCCGAGGAGGAGUUCCUCUGCGAGCCGCCGCUCAUCACCAGACACUCUCAGGAGACCCGGGCCCUCGAGGGACAGCAGGUGUCCCUGCGCUGCAAAGCUCGAGGCGACCCGGACCCCGUCAUCCACUGGAUCGCUCCGGACGGGAAGCUGGUGUUCAACUCCAGCCGCACCGUCCUCCACUCGGACGGGACCCUGGACAUCCUGAUCAGCACGGUCAAGGACUCUGGGUCGUUCACUUGUGUCGCUUCCAACCCGUCCGGAGAAGCCCAGCAGACCGUAGACCUGCUCAUCACCAAGCUUCCCCAUUUCACCAACGACACCAGCAUGGUCCAGGAGCCGGAUCCGGGGUCGUCCGACAUCGCCACUUCCGCCAAGACGGGUGGAGACGGGGGCUCCUCGAUGGGCAACAAGGGUGGACAGGAGAAGAGAGUCCUGAUCUCCGAGAUCACCUCGUCCACGGCUCUGGUCAAGUUCAACUUUCAGAGGAAUAUUCCAGGGAUUCGUAUGUUCCAGGUCCAGUACAACGGCACUUACGACGACUCGUUAGUAUACAGAAUGAUCCCUCCGACCAGUAAAAGCAUCACGGUCAACAACCUGGCGGCGGGGACCACGUACGAUCUGUGCGUUCUGGCGAUCUACGACGACGCUCUGACGGCGCUCACGGCGACCCGAGUCGUGGGCUGCGUUCACUUCUCCACCGAGCCGCAGUACCUCCGCUGUCACUUCAUGCAGUCGCAGUUCCUCGGCGGCACCAUCGUGGUCAUCAUCGGCGGCGUGAUCGUGGCGUCCGUGCUGGCCUUCAUCAUCUUCCUCAUCGUGCGCUACCGGGUGUGUCAGCAGGAGGGCGCCGAUAAGGGCCUGGAGCUGGGAGACGUGCGCUCGCUGUCCGAGCAUCAGGUCUGUGGAAUCAUCAAGUCCAUGUCGAAGCAGGUUCUGGGUCCGGACGCGUGCCGGAAGGUGUCUCCUCAGAGCGAAUCCGUCUCAUCCCGGGCGUCCAAACCGGACUGUACGGUCACCACGUCCUCCGCUAGCCACAGCUGGCACCCGGCGUCUCCCAACCCCGUGCGUCCGGCGCGCACCGACACGCAGGUCGACGUCGAGCCGGACAACUCCAACAGGAACAACUCGGCCAAGGUGCGGCCGGCCGGCGCGUACUCCACGAUAGUGACGCCGGCGUCGCGCAGAGCCCAGCUCCAGAGCCUCCACAGCUACCAGACCGUCCCGGCGGGCUGCGCUCGCGUCAGUCGGCGUCACUCGCUCCACGUGAACUCCUGCAAACAGCCGGCGUACGGCAGCUACCCGCAGCCGCUGCGCUCCAAACGCAGCCUGUCCAUGAGCGGCGGAGAUAUUCCCCAGAUGGACGCGGGCCAGAUUCGUGACGGGAGAUCCUCGCUGUCCCAGUCCGAGUGGGUUCUGGAGAGCACGUUAUAAUGGAGGAUUUUGCACUUCACUUCCGUCUGGUUUUUAAUAGCGUUCCAGGCCACCGUACGUGUGUUAGAACCUCGGACAGUCAAGAGAGGACGAUGUUUUUUAAGCACAAAUUAAAUACCGUUUCCUGCAUAUAGUACAACAAUACUACGACUUGUAUAUUUCUUUGUUUUAUGGGAUAAUACACAGACACUGCAUAUGUUACGUUGUGUAAAAUAAAAUGUGAAAACGA
Puntigrus tetrazona (Sumatra barb) is the source of this 3146-nucleotide messenger RNA. It is a transcript of the gene lrfn5b, whose product is annotated as leucine rich repeat and fibronectin type III domain containing 5b. The record is from RefSeq and is a predicted model, not a curated record. NCBI's taxonomy places the organism in Eukaryota, Metazoa, Chordata, Actinopteri, Cypriniformes, Cyprinidae. Gene Ontology annotation, molecular function: protein binding.